AUGGAGCUCAAAGCCGAAAUAACCAAACCAAGAAAACAAAUCCAACAAAAGGCGGCAUCGGCUGAGGAUUUCGCGCAGUUCGUCAAGGAUAUCGUGAAAGCUGAGGUCAAAGAGGUACUGAAAAGCCUUGUCACUGAGGAGGGCAUACAGGUAGGGAAGAAACAUAUCGAGAAAUCUAGGAAUAAGUAAUUCAUAUGCAGAAUAAUAAAAAAGAUUAUGGAUGGAGACAAAGGCAGGCUCCAAACUGAUCCUUCGACAGUAGAGAAGAUCAAAGUUUUCGUCAAGCGUUAUCUUAUACAUCAAUUCAUCAGACACCAGUAG
Blepharisma stoltei is the source of this 321-nucleotide messenger RNA. The record is from the annotation of a GenBank genome assembly. NCBI's taxonomy places the organism in Eukaryota, Ciliophora, Heterotrichea, Heterotrichida, Blepharismidae.